Messenger RNA from Galendromus occidentalis (western predatory mite), 1652 nucleotides. Its product is annotated as osteopetrosis-associated transmembrane protein 1. NCBI's taxonomy places the organism in Eukaryota, Metazoa, Arthropoda, Arachnida, Mesostigmata, Phytoseiidae. Gene Ontology annotation, cellular component: cytosol. The transcript is spliced from 7 exons. The record is from RefSeq and is a predicted model, not a curated record. The coding region runs from base 404 to 1225 and encodes 273 amino acids.
GCCAUCUUGCUUCGCGGUCGAAUGACGCAGAUCUCGCCCGUCGACAGUCUUAAUUCUUGUAUGGCUUUACUCCGCGUCAAUUUUGUUCGCGUUUACCCUUGAGCUGGAAUACGAGCAGCUGUGGGCCAUCAUCACAUACGCGCUACGAUUGUACAAGCGUACACGUCGAGCCUCACGUUGAUGGACGCCAUGGAAACGAUUACAGAGGAAUCGAGGAACAGAGAUGGGAGAAUGAGUUCUCGUUGAUAAAUUCACUCGUAUUGCCUCGAAACGGCCAUACAGCCCACGGAGAUCAUCUGUUGAUGAAUUCGAAUUAUUCGACGAAAGCCGUUGUGUUCAUCGUGUUCCGUGUGAUCCUUCCAAGUUGUUUUGGAAAGCAAUCGCAAGCCGUGGAGAUUCCAGAAUGCCGUUCUUGUUCGUAAUCCUACUCUUGCCGACAGCUGCGGCCAUCAGUCAGGAAUGUCAGAAUUAUCUCAUGGGAGUCGCCUUCACUAACUCGCAAUUUCAAGUUUGUGCCCUCAUUAGAGCUAGGCCGUUUUCUGUUUGCACAAUGUGUCACAGGGACUUCGCAUCGGCCUACAAUACCUUCAUCGAGCUAAAAGAUGGUCGUGGACCCAUAGAGAAAAAUUGCAGUGAGGACUUGGUUUCGGGCGAUCGAAUUUCUAUCAUAAAUCGCGACUUCCGGCACUUGACUUCGACCUGGGAAGACGCCAAUUGUGAUUCCUGUCUUGUGAUGAAUAAGACCAAAGACGUCGUGUCUUUCAAAGUCUCGGAAUCAACGCAUAAGUUCCGACGGCUUUCGGCGCUCGUGGACGAGUGCAUAGAUUCUCAGCUUCAGAAUAAAUCGUUGAUUUGUGACGUGUGUUCUGAACAUUUCCGUAAUCUGUCCAGCUUCUAUGACAGCCUGAAUGAGAAAUCAGCCGGGAAUAUGUGUAUGGACAUCUUGGACACGAUGAAUCAGACUCGAGUCGAGUGGUCGACCUUCGGAUGCAGCAAGGUCUACCCAUUAGAUAUCGAGGUUUGGAUCUACGCUGCUAUGAUGGUCGUCCUCACCCUCACUUUCUAUUUGGUUGCACGAUUCUCUCAAAAUCCGAAAGAUGAAGCGAUCAUUGAAGGGAGAACCCUCAAGGACCGCAUGUCAAAGAUCUUCCAAGACGACGGGUCGAACCUCAGCGUGAAUUCUCAAGAUUCUUUGCGAGUUGUCACGGGUGAAGUGCGACAAUAGGUUCUAGUUUUGCUUCACGGAGAAAAAGACCAUUCCCCCGCUCUGAAUUCAGCGUCUGUUUACUUUCCGUAAAAAUCACUAUACCUGUAAAUAUUCAGGAGAAUUGAGCUCCCGAAGACGCAGACUCCUUUAGAGAGCUCGAAUUCGCUUCCACAUUGGUUCAUCAAUCGGAAGCUGUAGUGGUCUAUUCCUGCGUUAUCAAUCUUAUAAUUGUUCCGAAACAGCUUCCGAGGCUCUGUAGAAGUGGAUUUCAAAAACAUCGAAGGAGCACGUGUAGAUAUGAUGUCUCAGCCAAUUGUGACUGUUGCUGGCUGACAGUUUGGCUAUAUCGCUAGAAUGGAUGUGAAAACUUGUUACACUUUGUAUAGUCUAGAACGUGUAGUCGCACGGAAUGUUUUAUGCAGAUGUGAAGUGAAAUGAAGUCGAG